AUGAGCUUCUCACCUCCACCACCACCUAUUUUUGCUGGUGAAAAUUACAACAUCUGGGCUGUGAAAAUGAGGACAUACCUGCAGGCACAUGACCUGUGGAAUGUGGUCCAAAAUGACAUUGAGCCACCUCCCCUAAGAGCAAACCCGACCAUUGCUCAGAUCAGGCAGUAUAAUGAAGACUGUGCAAAGAAGUACAAGGCCAUGUCAUGCCUUCAAAGUGGAGUUUCAGAUGUGAUCUUCACAAGGAUAAUGGCCUGUGAUAGUCCAAAGCAGGCAUGGGAAAAACUCAAGAAGGAGUUUCAAGGAUCUGAGAAGACUAGGCAACAGCAACUAAUAAACUUGAGAAGGGACUUCGAGAAACUGAGGAUGAAGGAGUCAGAGACUGUCAAGCAGUAUGCUGACAGGAUAAUAGCCACUGCCAACAACAUAAGAUUGCUUGGGGAUGAUUUCAGUGACCAAAGGAGCAAAGAAGAGCAAACAGAAUGGAGGAGUAUUCAGAGGAAGCUUUUCAGGCCAGAGGCAGAGAAGGCCCAAACUCGAGCUCCAGCUUUAAAGACCAAUCACCUUGAAAAAUACUACUGGUACAAGCCUGACAUUCAUGUAGAGGGUGCAAACAGCUUGGACACAUUGAAAAGGUGUGUAAAAACAAACCAAAACCACAGCUACACCAUCAGAAUCAAGCUCAGACAGCUGAAGAUGUUGAAGCAUAGGAAGGGCAUGUCUUCACAGCUUCUUGUUUUGCAAGCUCGAGCAAGAAGCAUGUUCAAGGAGCUAGACACGACCUUUGUGACCAAAGUCAGAAUAGGGAAUGGUGAGCUCCUAGAGGCCAAAGGAAAAGGAAAGGCAGUGAUUGGCACAAAGUCAGGUAACAAAACUAUUUCUGAGGUUCCUUAUGUACCUAACAUUGACCAAAAUUUGUUGAGUGUUGGUCAGCUACUGGAGAAGGGGUAUUCUCUCAUUUUUGAAGGCAAGGUGUGUGUGAUCAAAGAUGCUGUCGACCAAGUGUUAGCAAUAGUAGCCAUGAGUGAUCGAAGUUUCACUUUGGAUGUAAAUCAGCUAGAGCCAAAGACACAUGUGGCUCAGGCUGAUGAGUCAAUUUUGUGGCAUAGAAGGCUUGGCCAUGUGAACUACAAGUCACUUGGCCUACUGCACAAAAUGAGCCUGGUUGAAGACAUGUCCUGCAUUGAGCCAAAGAAUGAUGUGUGUGAAGUCUGUCAGCUUAGCAAGCAGACCAGACUGCCCUUUCCUGCCAACAAAGCAUAG
This is a messenger RNA of Gossypium arboreum, 1263 nucleotides long. RefSeq lists its product as uncharacterized. The transcript has 4 exons. NCBI's taxonomy places the organism in Eukaryota, Viridiplantae, Streptophyta, Magnoliopsida, Malvales, Malvaceae. Bases 1 to 1263 code for a protein of 420 amino acids. The record is from RefSeq and is a predicted model, not a curated record.